Dioscorea cayenensis subsp. rotundata (Guinea yam) is the source of this 1093-nucleotide messenger RNA. RefSeq lists its product as uncharacterized. The transcript has 2 exons. NCBI's taxonomy places the organism in Eukaryota, Viridiplantae, Streptophyta, Magnoliopsida, Dioscoreales, Dioscoreaceae. The record is from RefSeq and is a predicted model, not a curated record. The coding region runs from base 79 to 972 and encodes 297 amino acids.
GGUAUCAUUAUUUAAGAACAUAUUCAUCAAUGCAUUUACUUUCUUUGUUAACUACUUUCAUGCAGGGACAAGACACUAAUGUCCAAUCUUAUCAGCAUACUUUUGAGCAAACUAUAUCUUGUUCAUCAUCUAAGUGAUAUUCUUGCCUUUAAUCUUAUUUUCAUGGAGAUGAACAGAGCUGAAGUUCUUCGAGAAAGCUUGAAUUCUGGUCUUCGAGUCUUCUUCGAUGAAGACCAAGAAUCAUACUUUGAUCUGAGUGUUGAGAGACUGCCAGAUUCUGAGUUUUUUGAGGUACAAAUCUCCUUCUCUUCUCCUUCUGACAUCGAUAAAGGCAAAGGAAUUCCCGCCUCAGAGGAUCAAAUAAUUAGUCCUGUGGAUCAGCAAGCAUUGUUAGAGGAUUCCAUUGAAAUCCUUGGUCAUGUGAGUUGCCUUGAUCUGAAGAUAUUGAAUGGAUGCAGAUCAUCGAAUUCCAGUUUCGAUGAUGGAUUGUUUUCCUGUAAACCAAGGUGUCCAAAGCCGAAAACCUUAAGGAAACCAUCCAAAUUAGUAUCAUUGAUCAAUAAAAGGGUUGUGAAAUUCUUCGUCAAGUUCCCUUCGAUAAAAACUGGAAACCCUUUCAUGCCAGCAUUCAGAAGUUUCACACCUAAAGUGCAGGAAAAUGAUAAUCUGAUUGAAAAGAAUGCUAGUAUAAGUUCAAGAUUCAUGUUGCCUUUGAAUAAAUGGAUGUCGUCGAAGAGGAAGGUAAAGGUGAAUGAAAGCAGCAGUAGCAGACCAAGUUUUUCACAGAACACAGGCGAUAAUUCAAGUACCAAUAGAUUUAUGAAUUUUAGGAGUUGUCCAAAUUCAAUUAUGUCAUCUCCUUCUCAUGGAUUGAAUAAAGAUAGAGGAAUUUUCGAGAGGGAUUGCGCAAUCAAUGCUGCAAUUGAUCACUGUAAAUUGUCAUUCCAUGGUGGUAAUUUCAGUGAAAGAUGAGAGAUGAGAGAUGAGUGAAUUUUUUGCACUUCUUGCAAAAUAAACAUGCAUUGCUUCUUUCAAAAUUCAGUUUUGGCAUAGACUUGAUUAGUAUGUUAAAGACUGCCAAACAAGUAUUUGU